Cooperia oncophora is the source of this 450-nucleotide messenger RNA. Lineage: Eukaryota; Metazoa; Nematoda; Chromadorea; Rhabditida; Trichostrongylidae. The record is from the annotation of a GenBank genome assembly.
AUGAUUUGCCUGAGCAUUUACAAUGAUUCGGAAGGAUAUCAAGAUCUAUUCUUAUAUGAAGCGUGUAUGAGAGAUUUGCUGGAAAGAGCUGGCAGUCUCGGCAGAAUAAAAAUCCUACCAAAGGGAACUGCAUGGGCCCGCGACAAUUGGAUCACGAAUAGCAAAUGGAAUGAAGAACGUGAUUUUAUGAUGCAUAACUGGAAACUGACACAACUGAGAACCCCUCUCACCAAACCAAUACCGAGUACAUACGGAAUGUCUGUAGUAGAGACAUUUUUGAGGAACACAACGUGGCAUUAUAACAAGGAUUUGCUGGCAACUCGCCUAGAAAUCGACAAUCGAUUACUGGAAUAUUCACGAACUGUCGACAGGCGGCGAACACUUGCGAUGUCCCGUGUCCAAGAAAUCAGGAAGGGCUGGUUCGAGUCUAAUUCCAAGUUACCUCUCUGA